CCAUCGAGUUCCUCACCUCCCGUCUGAGGAGAGUUCGGUCUCCAUGGGGAGACUGUCGACACAAGACUACAAAUUUGAACAAUCUGAGGACUGUACAAGACAGCACAGAUUUAUAAAGUUGGGACACCCCAAAGUUUAGAAAACAGAACUGCCAAAAAGAGGUCUGAGGAGAGGGGGGCCUUUAAUCAAGGGAGGCUGAAAAAAGGGCGUUCCUGGUUCUUAAAUCUAAAGCGACAGUGGCACUUGAGAGGGGCGAGGGGACGUGCAGCAUUAAUGUAAGACUAUUGUUUAACUGUGGCUGGUGGGACCAAAGGUUUAGGAUGAGGAACAGUGUGUAAAGGGGAAAUGGGGUCCUGCCCUGUCAAUCACGAACACUGGCACAGGCUGAAGGCACCCCAAGUCUUACGUGCCACGGAAAUAGCCAGCGUUACAGAUUUCCUCAGGAAAACAUUGAAGGCAAAAAACGGUGAUCACACCCAGCCCUUUCCUCUCUGCCCAGCCCAAUCUCUCCCACGUCCCCCAAAGGAAGAGAGCACUAGGUCAAACUCGUUUGUUUAUUCCUCCAUUCAAGCAGCAUUUUCUCUCUCCUCAGGGGUCUUUGUUCAACCGAAAAGGGAAGGGCCCUCGCCUUUCCGGCUGCACCGAAUAUUCUAGUCUCAGGGGCUCCCCGGGUCGCCCGACUCUGCAAGACCACAGCUCCACCGAGGGAUCCGGGCCGCAGAGAAAGCUCCAGGCCUACAUUCCAACGAGGGCGCGCGCUCGCUGGAAGCCGGAGGAGACGCUAACACCAGGGGUGGGGUGGAGGCAGGAGGGAAAGUGUCGGGCAAGAGGGAACAGGGCGCCCCUAGGCGGCCUCGGAAGGGCUGGGUCUCCCAUCCCCGAACCCCUUUUAAGGGCUUGCUGGUCCAACGCAACCGUCCCUAGUACGCUGUGACACGUGCAACCCCAAAGUCUAUCCCGCCACGGAACUGCGAGCCGCCCCUCAUUCACCAGGCUAGUUGUGGAGAGUGAAAGCACAUCUAGGUGGAAAGAUCGAGAACACAACCGGGCCCCUCCGGACAGCGUGGCAGCGCUGGCUCAAGUUCUGCGGGAGAAAAACCCUUAACGUAAAUCUUAAGUCGCGGGCUGGGGUGGUUUGGGGGGGCCUGGGGGUGUAGGGUACCGCACACACGCCGGAUGUGUCCCCGAAACGCAGCGUUGGAGACCGCGCUGGGAGGGAAUCUAAGGAGCGGCUCCUUACGGCAGCCGCGGGUGGCGGCCACCCACGGGCUGCGGUGCCAAGGCAGCCGGAGCCACGGGAAAGCGGGGUGCGGCUGGCCCCCCGACUCGGGGUGCGGGGCAGCGGGGCGGGAGGCGGAGCCCAGGUGCUGUUGAUACACAAAGACGAACGCCCGCGCCCCGCCCACUGACGCGGCUCCAGGCCGCUAUAACUCGCGCUCCGGAGGCAGCUCCACACCGCGCCACGCCGUCGCCCGCGCCACCACCCCUUAGUCUCCGCUGGAGGAUCGUGACCGCCAUUCCCCGCUUUUUUUUUCUUUUUAUAAUCUCUUGAAUAAUUAAAUCUCAGAAAGAAAAAAAAUCCAUCUCUUGUGCCUGUUGGAUUGCGGGGAUUUUCUUUUUUUUUUUUUAAUUUAAAAAAGGAAAGGAAAAAAAGGGGGGGGACUCCGACCACACUUAUUUUUGUCUCGUUUUACAAUUCUGGUGUGACCGAGACAGCCCGCGGGAGACGCUGCCGUGAGGUGGGCCAGCUCGCAGGGAGAGCACCGAGGCAGCCUCGAGGGCCAGUGCGCCGCCAAGGACAAAAGGAAGCUCGCGCCGCGCGCCGAACACCGUUCCUCCGGAUCAGCAUGAAGAAGACCGAAAUGGGAAGGUUCAACAUCUCCCCGGAUGAGGACAGCAGCAGUUACAGCUCCAACGGUGACUUCAACUACUCAUACCCCACGAAGCAGGCUGCUCUAAAAAGCCAUUAUGUGGACGUGGACCCCGAAAACCAGAACUUUUUACUUGAAUCGAAUCUGGGGAAGAAGAAGUACGAAACAGACUUUCAUCCAGGUACUACUUCCUUUGGAAUGUCAGUAUUUAAUCUGAGCAAUGCGAUUGUGGGCAGUGGAAUCCUUGGGCUUUCUUAUGCCAUGGCUAAUACUGGAAUUGCUCUUUUUAUAAUUCUCUUGACGUUCGUGUCGAUUUUUUCUCUGUACUCCGUUCACCUCCUCCUCAAGACUGCCAACGAAGGAGGGUCUUUAUUAUACGAACAGUUGGGACAUAAGGCAUACGGUCUGGCUGGGAAGCUGGCAGCCUCCGGAUCGAUUACAAUGCAGAACAUCGGAGCUAUGUCAAGCUACCUCUUCAUAGUGAAAUAUGAGUUACCUUUGGUGAUCAAGGCGUUAAUGAACAUUGAAGAUACGAAUGGGCUGUGGUAUCUGAACGGCGACUACCUGGUCCUUCUGGUGUCCUUCGUGCUCAUUCUCCCAUUGUCACUGCUGAGAAAUCUAGGAUACUUGGGGUAUACCAGCGGCCUUUCUCUGCUCUGUAUGAUAUUCUUCCUGAUUGUGGUGAUUUGCAAGAAGUUUCAGAUUCCUUGCCCUGUGGAAGCGGCUUUGAUGGCUAACGAAACGGUGAACGGCACCUUUACCCAGGCGGCUUUGGCAGCGCUGGCAUCCAACAGCACCUCGGCCGAUACUUGCAGGCCCCGUUACUUUAUCUUCAACUCACAGACUGUGUAUGCUGUGCCCAUCCUGACGUUUUCCUUUGUCUGCCAUCCCGCUGUCCUUCCCAUCUAUGAAGAGCUGAAGAGCCGCAGCCGGAGAAGGAUGAUGAACGUGUCCAAGAUUUCUUUCUUCGCCAUGUUUCUGAUGUAUUUGCUUGCCGCCCUCUUCGGAUACCUGACAUUUUACGAGCACGUGGAGUCAGAACUGCUACAUACCUACUCUGCGAUCGUGGGAACUGACAUUCUCCUCCUCGUUGUCCGCCUGGCUGUGCUGGUGGCCGUCACCCUCACUGUCCCUGUCGUCAUUUUCCCAAUCCGGAGUUCAGUCACUCACUUACUGUGCCCUACAAAAGAGUUCAGUUGGUUCCGGCACAGUGUCAUCACCGUGACGAUCCUGGCCUUCACCAAUUUGCUCGUCAUCUUUGUCCCCACUAUCAGGGACAUCUUCGGGUUCAUUGGUGCAUCGGCCGCUGCAAUGCUGAUCUUCAUCCUUCCGUCUGCCUUCUACAUCAAGUUAGUGAAGAAAGAACCCAUGAGAUCCGUGCAAAAGAUUGGGGCUCUGUGUUUUCUCCUGAGUGGCGUAGUCGUGAUGAUUGGAAGCAUGGGCUUGAUUGUCCUGGACUGGGUCCACGAUGCCUCUGCAGGCGGACAUUAACCGCCCCACUCAAACCGAACGGUCCAUCUGCCUGCCGCGUUGAGUCCACUCAACUCGCUCAGACUUCACCCGAUGCUUCGGGUCACUUCCUUCUGAAGUGCAGCCUCCUCGCUGGUUCUUCUGGAUGCAGAAUAAGUGAACUUUUCUUUCUCUUUGGUUUUUUUAAAAAGAAGCUUAUCUGUGUGUUAGGGAAUGGAUAUUAACACCAAAAACCACGAGCCUUGGGUUAAGGGAAGUGACAGUUUAUUCCAUUCCAGAGAAUGGACGGACUUUUAUCAAAGCCACAUGUCUGGCUGUCUCAUUGUUUAACUUGGAUAUUUUAUGAUUUUACUUGAAUGUGCCUAACGGAACCAUUCGAUGUGAGAAACACUUCUUAAUUUACAGCAAAGUAUUGAAAUAAGCAUUGAGAAAAACACUUAUUUUUUGUACCAAAAACAAAAAUACUUUAAAAGACCUCAGAAGCACUAUUUUACUUUGAAGAAAUUGCAUUUUUUGAACUUUAUCCAGAACCAGUUGUCAAUAAACUCCGUGAAACAAUUUCAUUGAUAUUUAAAAAUGAAUAUUAGUAUUAUGAAAUUAUUUGCCUUUUUUAUAGGCAUUAUAAGCCAAAUACUUUUUUACCCCAAAAUCAUUUUCGGGAAAAUGUUAUGCAGAGUUGCACCAUGAGUUAGCAUGGUUUUUUUGCUCAUUUCAGAUUCAUUUGAAGGACAAUUGGUAAUGGCUGCACCAAAUCUGGUGAGCCUCCCCCCGUCCAUCGCUGUCUUUGCCUCCAGAUAAUUGGUUCAUUAAAACUAAAAUGUUUGUGUCUUCAAUUAGGCUGGGAAACACUGUAGGAAAUGAAAUAACUGAUUUUGAGGUACCAAAUAGUGCAAUUGGGUAAAACAGGGUUUAUUCAGUUGCGUCUGUCCCCAGAGUUCUACUGUCAACUCUGGGUCAUGCUUUUGGGCCCAUCCUUUAAAACAUCGCUUCCAAAAGUGAAAAUGGGCGUUUGAUGGCCCGCAGGCCAAAGCGGUCCAAUAGAAAGCAGUAGAACUUUCAAAUGCUCGCCUACUGGAAGCGUGAUUUACUUGACAACACGCGGCUCAGUUGUGUCCCUGCUUGUGUCUACAGUAGAGGUCUAGACGGCAGGCUGCACCGUGCUGUACACUGCAAGCUCUCUUCAGAAAGGUCACUGGGUUUCUCAUGCAGUAAGCUUUCUAAGAACUCGCACUGGAUCGUCAUCUCAUUGUACGAUGCAGAAUUGCUUGUUAACAUGGAACAAGUGAUCAGUUAGGGAAGCAGUACGAGCGAUCGUGCCCAGUUCUGGUCCAGCUGCAUGCUUAGCUUUCCACUUCAGCUCCAGUUACAAGUGGAAGCAUUUCUUUGAGGCUUGGCUUUAAGAGCACAUUUACUGUAUGUUAACGGUGUAUGGUGAAUAUAUUAUUAAAUAAUGUGGUACUUGCCCAUCAGGCAUAAUGUCUAAGAUCUAAUAUACAUAAUUCCAUUAAGCGGUGGAGGGAAGCAAGUGGAAUCGUCAAUCGGUCAUCUGGCUCCUGAGGUUUUUCUCCUGAACUAAACUUUUUUUUUUUGGUUCGAGGCAAGGGCCAGAACAAAUGUGACACACAUGGUUUUUGUUACAGUCUUGUAUUGUAUAUGUGACUAAAUUCAUAGGCAAGAUGUGUCUGCUACUAAAGACCCUUGCAGACAGGAAGACGUCUGGUAGUGCUACGUUGGGUACAACCAAUGGUCAGUUCUGUCCCGAAGAUGAAAUUGCUGGGGACCAUGUAGACAGUGAGAAGACACUCCACCCUGCUGCUUUUCAGUCCUUCAAGUCCAGAACCUACCUUUAGUCAAAAGACUUGGCACUUCUGCUCGAAGUCCUAAAAAGAGUCGCCGCUAAGGUCUGCCAGGGGAGCUGAGGAACAGACAUCCAAGAGAAGGUGCCAUGGCAACCAGGAUCCUCCUCACAGCCGAUGAGUGUGAAGAGAGCACAACUGAAGGUUCACAAUGAAUUUCAAGCCAAAUUCCAACGCUUGGGGCUCUGUCAGCCUUGAGGUUCCUAAACCGAGUUCUCAGUCUUGAGCAGUCUUCAGUAUUAAAACCACUGUCCGUCACCUCGGUUUGCAUUGCUGUCUUCCACGGAACGUCUCAAUAACUGUACUGUUAUUUAUAGAGCAGCAUUAAUCCAUUAAAGCUAACCUAUUUUUCAAUAUUUAUGGUAAACUGUACAUACAUUGUCCAUAUGUAUCUGUAAAUAAGCUGUAUAUACUGUUGGAAUUGGGUCUUGGGUUCAAGUGUAUAUAUUCCCCCUAAAUUUUCUUAACUGCAUUUUGAUGAAUUCACAUUAUAUAUAGGUCCCCGGAUUACUUGUACAGAGAAUUCAAUAUUGACAUUGUGUAUAAUACUAAAAUUGAAAAUAACUUGUUUAAAUUGUAUUUGCAAUAAACUGGUCGGCCAUCAACACAAGUUCAGAUAUCAAACUAAAAGCUUUAAAUGAGGUGUCUAAAUUUUCAAAAUGCAGUAGGUACAACACGGCUAUCUGGUAACUUGUCAUGUGAUUUCAAUGGAAGUCACGUGGACUCCUUGUAUGUAUAUAGUGUAAAUGUCCCCCGCUGUACUGUAGAGGCUGACAGGCCACUGUGGCUUGUUGGCAGGGAGUGCUAUGCCAGUUUCAAUGAAACAAUGUAUGUUUGUUUUAACUGAACUAAAAUAAACACUUAAUCCUG
Rattus rattus (black rat) is the source of this 6067-nucleotide messenger RNA. It is a transcript of the gene Slc38a2, whose product is annotated as solute carrier family 38 member 2. Gene Ontology annotation, biological process: L-glutamine transport; amino acid transmembrane transport. The record is from RefSeq and is a predicted model, not a curated record. Gene Ontology annotation, molecular function: L-glutamine transmembrane transporter activity. NCBI's taxonomy places the organism in Eukaryota, Metazoa, Chordata, Mammalia, Rodentia, Muridae. Bases 1848 to 3362 code for a protein of 504 amino acids. The transcript is spliced from 16 exons.